Choloepus didactylus (southern two-toed sloth) is the source of this 2714-nucleotide messenger RNA. RefSeq names its product OS9 endoplasmic reticulum lectin (gene OS9). The record is from RefSeq and is a predicted model, not a curated record. Gene Ontology annotation, biological process: endoplasmic reticulum unfolded protein response; retrograde protein transport, ER to cytosol. Gene Ontology annotation, cellular component: endoplasmic reticulum lumen. Bases 45 to 2057 code for a protein of 670 amino acids. Lineage: Eukaryota; Metazoa; Chordata; Mammalia; Pilosa; Megalonychidae. The transcript is spliced from 15 exons.
UUUCGGGCGGAAGGAGUUGCUCUGGCUAAGAAAGCGAGCGAAAAAUGGCGGCGGAAAGGCUGCUGUCCAGGAUGUUGGGGCUGCUGCUUCUAGCGGUUCUGUUACCCGCAAGUUUGACCGGCGGUGUCGGGAGCCUGAACCUGGAGGAGCUGAGCGAGAUGCGUUAUGGGAUCGAGAUCCUGCCGUUGCCUAUCAUGGGGGGGCAGAGCCAGGCUUCAGACGUGGUGAUUGUCUCCUCCAAGUACAAACAGCGCUAUGAGUGUCGCCUGCCAGCUGGAGCCAUUCAUUUCCAGCGUGAAAGGGAGGAGGAGACACCUGCUUACCAAGGACCGGCAAUCCCUGUGUUGUUGAGCCCGAUGAAAGAUGCUCCCUGCCUGCUGAAGACCAAGGACUGGUGGACAUAUGAAUUCUGUUAUGGACGCCACAUCCAGCAGUACCACAUGGAAGAUUCAGAGAUCAAAGGUGAAGUCCUCUAUCUUGGCUACUACCAAUCGGCCUUCGACUGGGACGAUGAAACAGCGAAGGCCUCCAAGCAGCAUCGCCUGAAGCGCUACCACAGCCAGACCUAUGGGAAUGGGUCCAAGUGCGACCUCAAUGGGAGGCCCCGGGAGGCUGAGGUUCGGUUCCUGUGUGACCUGGGCGCUGGCAAUUCUGGGGACUACAUCGAUCGCGUGGACGAGCCCCUGUCCUGCUCUUACGUGCUGACCAUCCGGACUCCUCGACUCUGCCCCCACCCUCUCCUCCGGCCCCCACCCAGCGCUGCCCCUCAGGCCAUUCUCUGUCACCCUGCCCUGCAGCCUGAGGAGUACAUGGCCUACAUUCAGAGACAAGCUGUAGACUCAAAGCAGUAUGGAGAUAAAGUCAUGGAGGAGCCACGAGACACGGAUCCCCAAAUGUGGAGUGAGCCCAAGUCUGGGAUGGCCCCCCCAAAGAAAGCAGGUGCAAGCCCAACCAAGGACGACAAUAAAGAAUCGGAUUUCUGGAAGAUGCUUCAUGAAUCAGAGGACCAGGCCCCAGGAGGGGAGGAAGCACAGGCUGAAGAGGAAGAACCAAACCUUGAGGCAACAGAUCCAGCUCCAGGCUCUCCCGAUAAUUUUCAGAACAACGUUCAGGUCAAAGUCAUUCGGAGUCCUGCGGACUUGAUUCGAUUGAUAGAAGAGCUGAAAGGUGGAGCAAAAAAGGGGAAGCCAAACCCAGCCCAGGAGCAGCUUGCAGAUGAUGCCACAGAAGUCCCUCAAAGGGAUCCAGAGGCGAAGGGAAAGGGAGAGGACGCAGGACAUCAGAGUGAGGGGGGAGAAGAGGAGGAGGACAAUGAGGAUGAAGAUGAAGAUGAGGAUGAACGGCAGUUACUGGGAGAAUUUGAGAAAGAACUGGAAGGGAUGCUGCUCCCAUCAGACCGAGACCGGCUCCAUUCAGAGGCGAAGGCUGGCAUGGAGCAGGAACUGGAGAACAUCAUCCAGGAGACAGAGAAGGAGCUCGACCCAGAUGGACUGAAGAAGGAGUCGGAGCGUGAUCGGGCAAUGCUGGCCCUGACAUCCACUCUCAACAAGCUCAUCAAAAGGCUGGAGGAAAAACAGAGUCCAGAGCUGGUAAAGAAGCACAGGAAAAGGAGGGUUGUCCCCCAAAAGCCUCCUGCCUCACCCCAGCUUACAGAGGAGGAUCCUGAGCACAGAGUCCGGGUCCGGGUCACCAAGCUCCAUCACAGAGGCCCCAAUCAGGAUCUGACUGUCCUCGAGAUGAAACGGGAAAACCCACAGAUGAAACAAAUCGAGGGGCUGGUGAAAGAGCUGCUGGAGAGGGAGGGACUCACAGCUGAAGGUAAAAUUGAGAUCAAAAUCAUCCGACCAGGGGCUGAAGGAGCCGAGGAAGAAACCCGUUGGCUGACAGAUGAGGACACAAAAAACCUCCAGGAGAUUUUCUUCAAUAUCUUGGUGCAGGGAGUACGAGAGGUGCAGAAGGAACGGCAACGGCAGAGAGAGCUUGAGAGCAAUUACCGCCGGGUGUGGGGCUCUGAAGACGGGGAGGGCACGGGGGACCAGGACGAGUUUGACUUCUGAAACCACCGCUGCAAGUGGACCUCCAAGGAGUCCAGAGGCUUCCUAUGGACUGGCCUUUCCUCCCUCCCCCCAACUCCCAACCCAGGUCCCUGAAGGCAAAACAGCGGAGUGGAGCUGAGCUGCAGAACUUGUGGGCUGGGGGCGGGAGGGGGCUGCGGGAUGAGCAUUGCUGCUACUGCUGAAAGCCGCCCUCACAGGCCUGGGAUUUUUGCUUUCCCCGGCUCUUCCCCACAUCCCCUUCCUUUCCUCCUUGGCUUUCCCCUUUAUCAUCCUCAAACUUGUUGGUUCUUUUUCCCCUCUCUACCUGGAGAUACAGUAAGGUCUUUUGAGUGGAGUAAGGUAGGGAGAGCAAAAAGAACAGGGCAGUUUAGCAGACCCUAAGAAGGCAGACUCCCCCAUCCCCUGCCCCCAUUGAUGUUUGAAGUCACUUUACCCUCUUGCCUUGGAUUGCCUUGGGAUUUCCUGCUCCCUUUCUCUGUCUACACUGUCCUCUACAAUCUGUGCUUCUGAGAAGAGGGGCCUGCACCUCUUGCUGAGGAAUUGGGGGAAAGUUGCCCACUGCCUCUGAUACAAUCCCAGCCAAAAAGGCCCAGAACUGCCUACCACGUUCUUGAGCAAUCAGGUUUUUAAAUAAAGAACUGGACCAUCAGCUCAUCA